Pleuronectes platessa (European plaice) is the source of this 1655-nucleotide messenger RNA. RefSeq names its product MIT, microtubule interacting and transport, domain containing 1 (gene mitd1). Gene Ontology annotation, biological process: midbody abscission. Bases 120 to 863 code for a protein of 247 amino acids. The record is from RefSeq and is a predicted model, not a curated record. NCBI's taxonomy places the organism in Eukaryota, Metazoa, Chordata, Actinopteri, Pleuronectiformes, Pleuronectidae. The transcript is spliced from 7 exons. Gene Ontology annotation, cellular component: midbody.
UCCCUCUCAGCCAUCAGGAAGCAGUCGCGCUUCUCUGAGCGAGUUUCUCAACAACUUUUAAUCAUGACGACAUUGUCCGUUUUAUAAAAUCAAGUCGAAGAACAACAGGCGACUCAACCAUGACACAGAACCACGUGACAGGGAUGGAGAACGCCGCCGUGUCCGUCCUGAAACGGGCGGUGGAGCUGGACCACAGCGGCCGCCUCCCGGAGUCCCUGGUCUGCUACCAGGAGGGAAUCCAGCUGCUGAUCGACGUGUUGAAAGCAGCUGUGAAGGAUGAUUCCAAGAGAGGACACUACAGAGAGAAGACACAAGGCUACAUGGCCCGAGCCGAGCAGAUCAAAGCUCUGGUCAGCCAGAUGAAAGAAGACGGGAAGUACCAUGAGCAGAAUAAAAUACUGGAGGAUGCUACAGGUCAUAGCUACGAGGUUCUGUUCAAGCCGUACAUCAGCAGUUCACUGACGGAGGUCUGGGUGGAGGACCCAUACAUAAGACACACCCACCAGCUCUACAACUUUGUUCGGUUCUGCGAGAUGCUGCUCAAAGCGCCGUGCAAGGUGAAGAGGAUCCAUCUCCUCACCUCACAGGAUGAACAGGACAGCAGCCAACAGACAAGAGCUUUGGCUGAGCUCAAAGAGAGUCUCAGCACUCACGGGAUGGAUCUGGAUGUGCAGUACUCCUCCACCAUCCACGACAGGGAGAUCAGGUUUGACAAUGGUUGGAUCAUAAAGAUAGGAAGAGGAUUGGAUUACUUCAAGAGACCUAAGGGCCGCUUCUCUAUUGGAUAUUGUGACUAUGACCUCAGACAGUGCCAUGAGACCACUGUCGACAUUUUUCACACCCAACACACUAAAACACUAUGAUAUUCCUCAAGCUGGACUUACUGUUAUUCUAUCUCAAGGGACUUCAUCCACUUUCCUGCCUUUAAUGCACACACAUACUCAUCUGCUCUACUGCUGGAUUUUUGCCUUCAUGUAAACUAUAGUGAUCAGGAUCAUCUUACAUUGCGCAUCUCGGCGCUGAUACGUAUUAACUAUCGAUCAACUAUGUGAUGGAGUAUUUUAUAUAUCUUCUCUGGAUUCGUCUUCAUCACUUUUGAGGCGUCUUUUUGAGGGUGUCAUACCGCCACCUGGUGGAAAUGUUUCUAAAUAGUUUUUUUUUUAAUUUAUUAAAAGUGCUUGUAUGACAUCGUAACGUCUCUGUGUUUUUCAAAAUCUUUGAACUUUUCCUGAGACUUACAUAUUCAGUUAUUUUAAAGUACAUGUGACGAUAAAAUAAGUCCUGCAGAAGUAGUAACUUAGCUAGUAUAGUCUCACGUUUCUACUUCUAAUUGGUUAUUUUAGUAGUUAGUAGAUAUUGAGUUUGUACUUAUUUUUGUGUGAGAAACGAUUAUUUCCACUUUAAUUAAAAAAUAAUUUCAACUAAUCCUCUUCAUACUUUGUGCCCUUACCUGACUGUCCAAGCUAAAUGCCUAACCCUAACCAAACCCCAACUCAAACCUAAUUCUAACCCUAAAACCAAGUCUUAACUAUUAAACAGUCCAUUGAAAAGUGAAUGCUGGUCAAAAUGUCCUCACUUUCCAAAAAUGUCUUCACUCUGUAAGUCUAUGAUUAAAUAGUCUUCACAAAGAUGUAAGUACAGGAACACACACACAU